AUGGAUGUCAACCCCGCAGUCUCGCGCGACCCCCGCCUUGCGAAUCGUGGAAGUCGACCCUCAUUACCCGCCAGACCAAGCUAUCAUGAAGCGCCACAAAGGCCCCCUACAGGCCCUCGCGGGUACUCAGCACCCGAUAUACAACAUAAUGCGCCCGGUGAUCCGUUCAUUCGCAGCAUUACCGAUCUAGUGCAGACAGCAGUAUCUACAGCUAUGGACAGAGCCGAACGAGAAAGGAUACAGAAAAAGCGAACUCAGACGGAGGAUCAGUAUCGGAAAUCAAAAAAUCACAUGGCGUUUCCAUCGACCAUUGAAUUCUUUAGCCACUCCCGGAAUGAGGAAGGCCUCCUGUUAGCCUCGAUUGAGGAGAAGAUCAGGAGCCAGGAGUCCAACUACCAGCGCUUAGCAAGCGACCUCAGAAACAAAUGGGUGGAAUCCACAAAGCCACAAGAUUCAAAGACCGAUGAGAUAGUAUCUCAGCUGCAGCGAGAUCUCAAGUUAGCCAAUAAUAGAAUCUCUGCCUUGCAUGGAGAUAUUGCACAACUGACCAGCCGUGACACGUCGAGAGAUGCUGAGUUUAAGACUCUUCAGGAAGCGUUGGGCAACCAACAAAAUUCCUUCGCGGGCUACACAAACUCCUGGGCGUUACUGAAAAAGGAUAUGGAUGAUUGUUCGGCACGGGUUAAACAGUUGGAAGAAAACACAGAACGGCCAGUUGACGGGCUGAUGCCAGAUACAAAAAUGGCAGUUGAUGCUAUCUCUGCUCAGCUUAAGGGUAUACAUCAGAGAGCAGCAAAUUGGGACGAAAAGAUUAAGUUCUUAUCAUCGUCUUUCCAAACAUUAUCAAAAAUACCUGAUCAAGUCAACCAGAAUCUAAAGGAUCAGCAAGAGAAGUUGGGUCACGCUGGCCAAACAACGCAUCCUAAUCUUGAUAAAGCGGUACUAUCUCUCAAUAACAAAUUAGAGGAGCUGCAGCUCAUCCAGAGCACUAAAGAUGAAUUAGUGCUGACAGACAUGGAGGAACUUAGAAAGAGCCUAAAAAAGACAGAGCAGGAUCAGGAACGUCUCACUGUAUCUGUACAGGAGACAUUGUUGAGAACUCCUAGGGAGCCGCUUGAUCCAAAGGUGGAUGCCUUGAUCGCUGAAGUUCGAAAAUGGCACUCAGUGUUGGAGCCUAUUAAUAUGGCUCUGCACUCGCUCGAGUCGAGAUACAAUAGCUUGUCAACGGAGCCGAUCGUGCAGAGUAUGGUUCGGGCGAUGCAGGAAAUGUACCCCUCUGUGGAUCAAAUUUUAAGGGAAUUGCAAGGCCACAGGCGCGUCUUGGACGGGGAGCUACCAUUGCUGCACAAGAAAAUAGAGCAGCUUGAAAGCAAGGGGCCAACAUCCACAGUGCCGCAUGAAGAGCUGAACUCCAUCAAAGCCAAAACGAACGACUUGUCCCAGUCAGUCGGUACCCUUCUAGAACGGUAUCAGUGGCUCAAUCAAGAAGAGAUUCGUGGGAUGCAGACACGCUUGGAGUCUCUUGCAGAAAAGCAGACUAGCUCGGAAAGUGUGUUCCAGGAAAAUCAAACUGCAGCUCAGGAAAUGUUGCAAGAAAUGGCGCGCGAACGGGAAUCGUUAAGCAACCGGUUAACGUCUCUCCAUGACGCUUUCGAGAAAUUAAAUUCAGAUCACACCCAAGAAAAGCUAGGCGCUACUGGCAAUGAAGAAUCCCAGCGCACUUUGGAACUUCGCAUCGCGGCGCUUGAGAAGAGCACCGUGCAUAGUUAUGAGAAGCUGAAGGGACAGUUCGAACGUAUCAAGAAAACCGUGCAGCUUCCAGGUCCCUCUUCUGAGAACGGAUCUUCACAGGGUGAUUCUACCCCUGCCACCAAGAUGCCCCCGCCGCCGAGACCUGAUCUGGUGGAUGGCCAUCUCGGUAUGAAGAUCAAGCGCGCACGUCCUUCCUCGUUGUCAGGCGACGAGAGAUCUCCAGCACCGUCAAGUUCUUCUCAUUCACGAGACUCAACGGGCUCACCAAUGACUGCGCUGGAAGGGGUCAGGAAGAAGAAAAGGGAAAAGAAAAAGAGACGGCGACUGGAGAGCGAAGGUGAAGCACACGCUCAAGCUCGGCCUCCGAUCAAUCGCGAGUACGAUGAAGACUACUGA
Molecule: messenger RNA, 2148 nt
Organism: Aspergillus puulaauensis
Lineage: Eukaryota; Fungi; Ascomycota; Eurotiomycetes; Eurotiales; Aspergillaceae
Exons: 1
Coding region: 1-2148 (715 amino acids)
Source: RefSeq, a predicted model, not a curated record